Ostreobium quekettii is the source of this 981-nucleotide messenger RNA. The record is from the annotation of a GenBank genome assembly. NCBI's taxonomy places the organism in Eukaryota, Viridiplantae, Chlorophyta, Ulvophyceae, Bryopsidales, Ostreobiaceae.
AUGGGGAGCACGGAGAAAUAUGAGCUGAUCAAGGACCUGGGUUCGGGGAAUUUCGGCGUGGCGAGGCUCAUGCGGAACAAGAAAACGGGCGAGCUGGUGGCGGUGAAGUUCAUUGAGCGGGGGGACAAGAUUGACAAGAAUGUGGAGCGCGAAAUCGUCAACCACCGCAUGCUGCGGCACCCAAACAUCAUUGGGUUCAAGGAGGUCUUCUUGACGCCCACAAACCUGGGAAUUGUGAUGGAAUACGCUGCUGGAGGGGAGCUGUUCGAUCGCAUCGUCAGGGCAGGAAGAUUCAGCGAGGAUGAGGCAAGGUACUUCUUUCAGCAGGUCAUCUGUGGGGUGGACUUCUGCCAUCGCUCGGGUGUAUGUCACCGUGACCUGAAACUGGAGAAUACUCUCCUGGAUGGAUCGCCACAACCCAAGCUGAAGAUCUGUGACUUUGGGUAUUCAAAGUCAACCGUCUUCGAUUCCGUUCCCAAAUCCACAGUUGGGACACCAGCCUAUAUUGCACCGGAGGUCCUCAAGCGCACUCAAUACGAUGGGCAGAUCGCCGAUGUGUGGUCAUGCGGAGUGACGCUGUACGUCAUGCUUGUUGGUGCCUAUCCCUUCGAGGACCCUCAGGAUCCUCGCAACUUCCGAAAGACCAUUCAGCGCAUUAUGGGUGUGAGGUACAGCUUCCCGACAUCGAUGAGGAUAUCUGUAGACUGCAUGAACUUGAUUCAGAGGAUCUUUGUUGCUGACCCUGGGAGGAGAAUCAGGAUCCCUGAGAUCAAGAAGCACCCUUGGUAUGUCAAGAACCUUCCAGAGGACCUGAAGGAGGACGUCGCUCGGACGUCCCCCCAGCCUGAGCCGCACCAGAGUGUGGAAGACAUUCAGCGCAUCGUCAGUGAGGCCCGUGUGAAGGCGACCACGACGGCCCCCAAGAACGACCUGGAACAGGAGCUGCUGGAUGAGAUGAACGAGGAUGCUUACAACAUCUGA